Meloidogyne enterolobii is the source of this 227-nucleotide messenger RNA. NCBI's taxonomy places the organism in Eukaryota, Metazoa, Nematoda, Chromadorea, Rhabditida, Meloidogynidae. The record is from the annotation of a GenBank genome assembly.
UAAUGCCAAAAAUUAUUUAUUUAAUUAUUUUAUUUUCUAUAAUUCUAAAAAUCGCAAUUAAUAAACAAUUGGAUGAAUAUGAUUUUGGAUGCAUUAAAUUAUUUGUUAAUCCAAAUUCUGCUACUUUAGAAGAGAAGAUGACUUUAGCCUCAAAUAAUCAAACAAAAUUGAGAAGAAUAAUGGUUAUUAGAAAGAAUGGAUACGGAUUUAUUUCUUCAACUGGGUAA